AACUAUGAAACCCACAAUGGUGUUGUAUUAAUUAGUUCCUUGCAUAACUUGCGGACUUGUGGUAGGACAUUCUUUCCUCUAUGCAGAUUUGACAGUUAGCUAGCAGAUUGUCCAUUUUAUUUGGUACUUUCCAUAGCUUCAAGUUAUAUUCUAUGGCCUGCAAAUUAGAUCAUCGGUUUCUCUUUACGCCUCCAGUUUGUUUAUUAUUUCCUGAAAUUGUUUCUUUAUUAGUUCCAAUCAUAAAGGUUGUAACAGAAUAAUUUUUAGUUUUCGUAGCCAUCUCUCAUUAAAAUACAACACUUGGUAUUCAGAAGAUUGUUUCACACUGGCUUUAUUCAACUAUUUUUGGCACAAUAUAGUGAGGAAGCAUAAAAUUAGAAUAUAUGAUGAUAUAUAAUUCAUUAGAAAGAUAAACAACAGAUAAAGGCUAGGUCAUAAUAUUAUUUGGUUUUGGUGAUAGUUAAAUUGAUGUAUUGUCAUUAAUGCAUGCAUAAUAAUAUACAUGUAUAUAAGAAAAUUGGUGUAUUGUAGUUUACAUUGUUUGCUUUCUGUGAUAGUUAUUGGAAUGUUGAAAUAGAUAUAUUACUUUUUGGGUGAAAUGUCACUUGUACUCUUUGUUUUUAAUACUAAAAACAACACAUAUAAAAAUGUAGGGACAUAGUUGGAACAAAAGAAAACUCAACAAUCUCUACCAAACAAUCUCAACAAACUCAACCAAAACUUGAGAUUUAACUAUCACUCAUUUUGAGUGAUUGUGUCAAAUCAAGCAAAUAAUGCACGUAUUGUUUGUGCAGAAAAUUCAAAAAAACGAUGCAUUGUGGACAAUGCUUGUAUUGUAACUAUAAAAGCACGAAUUGUAACUACCCAAACAAAUUAUCACCAAAACCAAACCACCCCAAACAAACAAGAACCUACUAUAAAAGCAACAAACUGAUUAAACGCCCGCAAAGCAAUUGUCAAAUUGUCGACCCGCGGCAUAGUGUGGGCUAACAAGCUAAGUGGGUCAGUGGUUAACAGAAGAGGGAUGCAAUAUCCAUUUUAUUGCGAGGGUGGGUCAGUAGUUCACAAUUCUCCUACCUUCUAAGUGAUUUUGCUUAUUAAGCUUUCAGUUCUAUGUUCUUUUGACAUACUAAGUCCCUUACAAUUCUCAGAAAUUCUAAUUAAUAAACUUUAGCUCAGGGUUUGGAGUAUGUCAUGUGGUCUAGGGAAAAAAGUCCAUCUCAACAUUCUUAGGCUACAAAAUGAGAAGUUCAAAAUGGCCCCCUAAUCUAGUUUCAACUUUCGAGUAAACAUGGUAGUUGGUACAAUGGUACAUGGAUACUCUAAUUCUAAUAGGACGUGAGUGUAACUACUACUCAAUUUUGGGGGGCAAACUGUAAUAUGGAAACUCAGCUCAUAUACCCUACCCUAUUGAAAGAAAGAAACCCACAGCAGCCCCUGGUACUGUACACGCAGACACCUUUUACUGUACAACGUGACUGAGAUGUAUUGUUUCAAACUGGCGUGUCCUUCGGUGUGGGCUGUUGUUGGGUGAGGCCUCAUUGGGAUCUGACGGGGUUUGGGGGCUCGAUCGGGGUGGGACUGGUCGUUAGCUUCUGGUUGGCCUUAGUUGGGGUCGUUUGGUGGUCCGGACGCGCGUUGGUCAUCAGAGAUCGGUAUGUGACUUUGCCCCUGGGCGGGCACGCGGGACGAGGCCUCUGCAUAUACUCUGUGAGUCUAAUGGUGGAAGGGAUCGUUGUGUCUAGUAUGAGUUAAUUCGAUAGAAAAAUUGAUGUGAAAAAUGAAAAGGAAGAUUCCACGUCCCAUUCCGCUUGUUUCUUCGCCAGCUACUCAAAAUCCCCGGCGGCACGGCCAUUUUUAUUCGACGGCGUCGAACGCUAACCUCCGAACUUGGUUCGACAAGUAUUUCGAGAAGACCAAUGUCCAUGCCUGGAACUCCCUCAUCGCUGACCUUGCUCGCAGCGGCGACUCCCUCGAGUCACUUCGCGCCUUCUCUUCCAUGCGAAAGCUCAAUCUUAUCCCAAACCGCUCUACCUUUCCUUGCGCCAUCAAAGCCUGCUCUGCCUUGUCUGAUGUUCGCUCCGGCCAACAAGCCCACCAACAGGCUUUGGUGUUCGGCUUCGAAUUCGACCUCUUCGUGUCAUCCGCACUGAUCGAUAUGUACUCUAAAUGCGGCCAAUUGGGCGAUGCUAAAAACCUGUUCGACGAAAUUCCUCAAAGAAACAUCGUCGUUUGGACUUCGUUGAUCAAUGGGUAUGUUCAGAAUGAGUAUCCGCUCCAAGGUUUAUCCUUGUUUAAGGAGCUCUUGAGCCGUGGUGAUGACGACGAUGAGAGUUCAGUCGACUCGUUUGCUAUGGUUUCGGUUUUGACGGCUUGCUCUCGUCUCUCUGCGGAGGGGAUGACCGAAGGCCUACAUGGGUUCGUUGUGAAGUGUGGGUUCGAUAGAGAUGUAGGAGUUGGUAAUACUUUGCUGGAUGCAUAUGCCAAGGGAGGUUCCGUGGGAAUGUCUAGAAAGGUGUUUGAUGGAAUGACUGAUAGAGAUACAGUGUCUUGGAAUUCUAUGAUCACCGUGUAUGCUCAAAGUGGCUUAGCUGGAGAGGCUUUUGAAGCUUUCAGCGCAAUGGUAAAAGGUGGCCUCACCCGAUACAAUGCAGUGACAUUAUCCACAUUAUUGCUAGCUUCUGCACAUUGUGGAUCAUUGCGAGCAGGCAAGUGCGUACAUGAUCAGGUCAUAGUGAUGGGUCUGCUGGACAAUGUAGUCGUGGGAACCUCUGUCAUAGACAUGUACUGCAAAUGUGGGCAAGUUCAGAUGGCUAGGAAGUCAUUCGAUGCCAUGGAGGUGAAAAAUGUAAGGUCUUGGACUGCUAUGAUUGCAGGGUAUGGUAUGCAUGGUCUUGCGAGAGAAGCCUUGGAUGUUUUCUAUCAAAUGUUAGGGGUUGGUGUAAGACCAAAUUACAUAACUUUCAUAUCGGUACUGGCUGCUUGUAGCCAUGCUGGUCUGGUAGAUGAAGGCAGGCAUUGGUUUAACGUUAUGAACCAUCAGUUUCAAGUGGAACCCAGGUUAGAACAUUAUAGUUGCAUGGUUGAUCUUCUUGGCCGAGCAGGUCAUCUUCACGAGGCAUAUGAUCUGAUAAAGAGGAUGAAGGUGAGGUCUGAUUUCAUCCUCUGGGGUUCUCUGCUAGCAGCAUGCAGAAUCCACAAGAAUUUAGAGCUAGCAGAAAUUUCAGCUCAAAGGUUGUUCGAACUAGACCCGAGUAAUUCCGGAUAUUAUGUAUUGCUUUCCCAUAUAUAUGCAGAUGCUGGGAGAUGGAAAGAUGUUGAGAGGAUGAGAGAGCUCAUGAAAGAUAGUGGCCUGGUCAAGACUCCUGGUUUUAGCUUAAUCGAACUCAAUGGCAGAGUGCAUGUUUUCUUGGUUGGAGAUAAGGAGCAUCCUCACCACGAGGACAUUUACCGGUAUCUGGAGGAACUUGGGGUGAAGCUGCAGCGAGCUGGUUAUGUACCUGAUAUGACUUCUGUCCCACAUGACAUUGAUGAGGAAGAGAAGGAAGUAAAUCUGAGAGGCCAUAGUGAGAAGCUAGCAGUUGCCUUCGGGAUUAUGAACUCGGUUCCUGGAGCAAUGAUUCAAGUUAUGAAGAAUCUAAGGGUCUGUGGGGAUUGUCACACUGUGAUUAAGCUGAUAUCCAAGAUUGUGAAUCGAGAGAUAAUAGUAAGAGACUCAAAGCGGUUUCAUCACUUCAAAGAUGGUUUUUGUUCAUGUGGAGAUUAUUGGUAACCAUCAAUGCCAAUUCUCGAUUAAAGUUAUAUACAGUAG
Molecule: messenger RNA, 3811 nt
Organism: Linum trigynum
Lineage: Eukaryota; Viridiplantae; Streptophyta; Magnoliopsida; Malpighiales; Linaceae
Source: the annotation of a GenBank genome assembly